AUGCCUCGAGCUCAGGAAGAGCGCCCGCAGAGGCUGGUCAAGCGCUACCGCACCGAGAUCGCCGCCAGCACGUCGAGCAUGUUCUCGACUGUCCUCGCCUUUCCCCUCGAUAGCGUGAAAACGCGAAUGCAGACCUACCGAUACGAAGGCUUCCUCGAUUGUGUGAGGCACACAUACCGCACCGAGAAGUUGAGAGGCUUCUUUCGGGGCGUCCUUGCCCCAAUGGCCAGUAUCACACUCGUCCGAACCAUGUCCUUUUCGAUUUACCAACGCGCCAAACACAAUUACUCGGGCUGGGUUAAGAACGCCCUGGGAUUCGACGUGCUGCAACAUGUGAAUAAGAAAGGCACAUAUCCGAAUUUGUACUCCAUUGCCUGUUUUGGAGCCGCCGGCGCCACCGCCGGCUCAUGCAUCACGCUUCUCGCCUGCCCCUUUGAGCUGACCAAGCUCAGCGCGCAGGUGGCUGUCUUGUUGUCAGACCAGCAAAAGCUCAAGGAAGCAAAUUGCCGCGCCACUAAUGGACAUCAGGUUGCAGCAAGCUACCAAAAUAAGGGCACAUUCAAGACCAUGCGCAACAUUGUUCGUCAUAGGGGUGCUCUGGGGCUUUACACUGGCUUCAACUUGCACUUGUACCCCAUCGACUCGGCAAAGAGUAUCUACCAGCGAAACUCUCUCUUGUACUCGAAAGGGCAACAGGUUGAGCCGCCGCCGAAGAUUGAAUUCUUCAAACGAAAUAUGUAUCGCGGACUAGGGGUUUCGAUGGGUCGCUCAUGCGUCGUCAACGCCAUCUUUUUCUCUGCCUUCGAAUUCACGAAGAAGCAUCUCAACUCCCUGGAUGACAACUAA
Colletotrichum fioriniae is the source of this 846-nucleotide messenger RNA. Lineage: Eukaryota; Fungi; Ascomycota; Sordariomycetes; Glomerellales; Glomerellaceae. The record is from RefSeq and is a predicted model, not a curated record.